Molecule: messenger RNA, 471 nt
Organism: Linum tenue
Lineage: Eukaryota; Viridiplantae; Streptophyta; Magnoliopsida; Malpighiales; Linaceae
Source: the annotation of a GenBank genome assembly
AUGGAGCUGAGAGGCAAUCAUGUUGUUGCAGGUGAAGGGAGGAUGGGAUCCCCGAAAAGAGAUCUUCUUCGGUCGAUGAAAGGCGGCAGAAACCACAAGAACAGCAGCAGGAGCAACCACCAGCAGCUGCUGGAAUCUAUUGCCAGAGCCAACAGUGGAGGCCCUGCUGUCAUUUGCCAGGAAGGAGGUGGUGGACCAGGAGUUGUGAGGAUGAAGGUGCUGGUCAAGAAGCAAGACUUGAAGCAGAUGUUGGAGCUUUUGGGAGAUGGGGUGCAGAAGCAGGCUAGCAAAUUGCCAUCGUCCUCUUCGCCACUGCCACGCCUGUCUUCCUCCAAUGUGUCCAAUGUGGAGCAAAGGUUGAAUCUUUUGAGGAGAAAGCAGGCAAUGAGAGGGAAUGGAGGAAAGGGUUGCAAGGCUUCGUCGCCCCGGUCAUGGAUUCCGGCCCUUCAUAGCAUUCCCGAAGAGCUGUGA